CUAAUCUGUUAGUAAGACAACUUUGACAGAGCACAUGCAUAGUGAUUCUGUUGUUAGUGAUGCUUCUCACUGUCGUGAUUUCUUGCCCUUCCUUGCACUUGUCCACAAUUUUCUGGUUACUUUUUCGAGCUUGGAGGGUAAUCCUAUGGCAAAGGCUUCUUUUUUUCUUAUGGAAGACGAAUUAUCCAGGGGUUUGAAGGCUGACAGCUGCCGGUGUAAUCAGAACAAGUGAUUGCUGUGAAGGUGGUGGUUCAAUUCCAAUGGUUUCUACUACAUUUCCUUAACAAAUUGUUGGUAACUGAGUCUAAAUCCACGUCUCAGGAGGAAUUUUCUGCAACAUUGUGAUUGUAAGCUUUUGUGGGUAAUGGUGGUUUUAUCAUUAUAUAGCUUCAGCCUCUUUUCUCCAUAAAUUCAAGGAUCGGAAGAUCAUCCUUGUCCUAGUAAAGAAACCACUUUUAAAUCAAGGGUUUUUGUUAAAAGGGUCUUGCAAUGAUUAAGGAAUACUCUCUCAUUUAAUUUUUUAAAUUUAAUAUACAAUAGAGUUUUUUUCAGAUUGCCCUAAUGGCAUUCCCUUUAAUCAAUUAUCAACAGAGACAAUUGCUGAUUUGGAAAAUAAUUAAUUAGGCGAUGAUCCCAAUUGACACUGACUUAUUAAAUAAAGAAUUUUGAUAUAAUUUUCACAAAUCGAGAAGAAACAAAUGGUAAAAAUCACAACGCUUUCAUUUGAAGUGAAAAAAAAAAAAAAAAAAAACUCUCUUUGUUUCUUCUGUCUCUCUUUUUCUGUGUGUCGUCUAGUCUGGUUCAAUCCCAGCUAUGUCACCACGAAACACGCCAUAUUCAGUCUCUUUCGAUUGGGCAUGAUGAUGGACUGCUGAAGAAUGUUUGAGAGAGGAGUUAUGAAAACCCAUUUGCCAGUCUAUCCUCCCACUUCUCAGUAAAGAAAACCAAAUUCAACAAAGCAUACAUGUCACUGGAGUUACCGCAAGAGAUAAUAUCAGAAAUACUUACACGACUGUCUGUGAAGCCUCUUCUUCGUUUCAGAUGCGUAUCUAAGUCAUGGUGUGCCACGAUCGACAGCCCUGAUUUCAUCAGUAGGCAUGUUAAACGCUCAAUUGAAACCACUACCAACCAUCAGCUCAUCCUUGAGGAAUGGGAUUUUGAAACCAGAGGCUAUCAAUCUAAUUUGUACUCGGCCAGUAUUGAUGAGAGACUUGACAUAUUCCUUAAAGGACUGAGUAAACCACUAAUGCACCAAUCUGAAGAUCUGUUCUCAAAUUCUUGCAAUGGGCUGAUUUUCUUGUAUAAUGCCUAUGAAGCUGUUGCUUUGUGGAAUCCGUUUACUAGAAGGUGCCGCAAGAUACCAGCUGAGCCCUUUAAGACCCCUAGUGCUAAACUUGUCACCCCUGACUGGCUAUCAGCAUUUGGAUUUGGGUACGACAGCCUUCAUGAUGACUAUAGAGUUGUGAGAAUCUUGCGAUUUGAUCCCAAGGAUUGUUGGCAGGCACAUGAAGUUUCAGUGUACAGUUUGAGAACAAAUACUUGGAGAAGUGUUCAAGGUUUCCCUCUCGUUGGAUAUAUAUUUCUUUCAGCUUAUAGUGAAUUUGCUAGUGGUGCUUCACAUUGGUUGGUAUAUAAACCCAUCAGUGAUCUUGAUGAAAAAGAUCGAUAUGUGAUAGCUGCUUUUGAUUUUGUGAAGGAGGAGUUUUAUGAGCUGCCACUGCCAAAAUAUACUGAAGAGUUUGAGCAAGAUUUCCUCAUAGUCCUUCAAGGAUGUUUAUGUGUGUUAUCGUGUAAUUAUGCACAGGAUGCAACUCAGGUCACGCUCUACAUGAUGAAGCAGUAUGGUUUGAGAGAUUCUUGGGACAAGUUGUAUAUUUUUAAACAAGGAGAUCUUCCUUAUGAAUUUGAGCAUGCUAUGCCUUUAAUAUAUUCACAGAGGAGCGAUAAGUUGCUCUUACAGGUGGUCUGCAAGGAGGGCUUCAGAAGUCUUGUUUGGUAUGACUUGCAAGAGAAAAAAAGUUCAAAAGUCGAUAUAUGCAAUAAACAAUCUAGCUUUACUGUAUUGGUUUGUUUGGAAAGCCUUGUUAGGCUUGGUGAAGAUGACCACUUUGAUGGAGCUCAUGAAUCUGUCAGUAAUGAUGCUUCUUCCUGUAGCAGGAAUGAAGAAUGAAUGAUUGGUGAAGAAGACGACCUUGAUGGAGCUAUCAUAAAUCCGUUGGUAAUGAUGCUUCUUGUAGGGAUGAAUGCCAAAGGACGGUAAGGAAGGAUCCCAUAACGAGGUAAAAUGUCCAAGUUCAUGAAAAGUUCAUUCUCUGGUAUUUGUUUAUUUUAGCUUCAUAUGUUUGUUUCUUUGUAUUAUAAUCUUGUACACCCUUUUUCUGCCGAACUAGUUGAACAUGGUUCAGGAAAUUGUUACUCUUGUUUUUGCAGCACCAUUGAUUGUAUGGCUGCGAAUAUUUGACUGUUUGUUUAUGGGACAUCUAGAUGUUAUGUACUAUACUACCAUUCUCUUGGCUUUCAUCGAAGUCUUUUGUUCAUUUACCCAAUGAUAUUGAGACUUGUACUGGUUUGAUUUCUUGGCUCCA
Tripterygium wilfordii is the source of this 2585-nucleotide messenger RNA. RefSeq names its product F-box protein CPR1-like. The transcript is spliced from 2 exons. The record is from RefSeq and is a predicted model, not a curated record. Lineage: Eukaryota; Viridiplantae; Streptophyta; Magnoliopsida; Celastrales; Celastraceae. Gene Ontology annotation, molecular function: protein binding. Bases 965 to 2170 code for a protein of 401 amino acids.